Candidula unifasciata is the source of this 183-nucleotide messenger RNA. Lineage: Eukaryota; Metazoa; Mollusca; Gastropoda; Stylommatophora; Geomitridae. The record is from the annotation of a GenBank genome assembly.
GCAUUGCUUCUAGAUGAAGACCACAAAGCCUUGUACAGACGUGGCUGGUUUAAAAAAAAAUGGAAAAAAAUCAAGAACUGGGUGAAAAGCCAGGCUAUAUCUGCCGCAAUUUCAACUGGAAUUAAGACCGUGGUAGCUGCUGGUGGCAAAAGAGACAUAGAAGAUUUGGCUGAAUUUCCUUAG